Molecule: messenger RNA, 1250 nt
Organism: Phymastichus coffea
Lineage: Eukaryota; Metazoa; Arthropoda; Insecta; Hymenoptera; Eulophidae
Gene: svp
Product: steroid receptor seven-up, isoforms B/C
Exons: 3
Coding region: 1-1185 (394 amino acids)
Biological process (GO): cell differentiation; anatomical structure development; regulation of transcription by RNA polymerase II
Molecular function (GO): nuclear receptor activity; RNA polymerase II cis-regulatory region sequence-specific DNA binding
Source: RefSeq, a predicted model, not a curated record
AUGAACCCUCUAGUUGCUGUUUGUUUGGGAUCGAACGUUGUUAUCAAGUUGCUAUCGUCUUUACUACAAGUAACUAAUAAAGAAGAUCUUACUAAGUAUCAUGUGUAUUUUGAUAAUUUUUUCACCAAUCCAGAUCUUAUGUUACAUUUGGAAAAAAUUGGAUUAUCAGCAACUGGGACGAUCAGACAAAACCUCGUCAAAGAAAAAGUUGAAAUGCCAAAAAAAGCUGAGUGGGGAACAACUAUCGCUCUCAACGAUCAAAAUUCCAAACUGAAUUAUAUAACUGUGAUGGAUCCAAACCUGUAUCAAUGUUAUCAACAAAAUUUGGGGAUGAACCGAAAAUGGAAGUGCAGCGAUGCUGUCCAAAGAGGCCGAGUACCACAAAAUCAGCACGGUACGCAAGGUUUAGUAGGAUCAUUUCCUUCUAUAAACGACGAAUCAGUAACAUGUGUAAAUCGAGAUACGCAUCCAUAUCUAUCUUCUUAUGUAAACUUAUUACUGAGAGCAGAACCAUAUACAACUUCAAGAUAUAAUCAAAAUUUACAAACAUAUAAUGUAAUUGGAAUCGAAAAUAUUUGUGAGGUAGCAGCACGACUUUUGUUUUCAGCAGUGGAAUGGGCCAAAAAUAUUCCCUUUUUUCCAGAUCUUCAGAUUACUGACCAAGUAGCAUUAUUAAGACUAGUAUGGAGUGAGCUAUUUGUACUUAAUGCAAGUCAGUGUUCUAUGCCUUUGCAAGUGGCAUCUCUCCUGGCAGCUGCUGGACUUCAUGCUUCACCAAUGACUGCAGAUAAAGUAGUUGCAUUUAUGGACAAUAUUAGAAUUUUUCAAGAACAAGUUGAGAAGCUUAAAAAUUUGCAUGUAGAUACAGCAGAAUAUAGUUGCCUUAAAGCUAUUGUUUUAUUUACAACAGAUGCAUGUGGUUUGUCGGAUAUCACUCAUAUAGAAUCUUUACAAGAAAAAUCGCAAUGUGCGCUAGAAGAAUAUUGUCGGUCUCAAUAUCCAAACCAACCAACAAGAUUCGGAAAACUUUUAUUAAGAUUGCCAUCCCUGCGAAUUGUUUCGUCGCAAGUUAUUGAACAAUUAUUUUUUGUAAGGCUUGUCGGUAAAACUCCAAUAGAAACACUAAUAAGAGAUAUGCUCCUAAGUGGUAGUAGCUUCAAUUGGCCAUACACAUCAUUAAUUUGACAAAUAAUAUUUAAAAUUACUUGAAUCAGAGUUAUUAUUAGCAACAUAUGGUAUACAUGUAUAUA